Monosiga brevicollis MX1 is the source of this 1863-nucleotide messenger RNA. RefSeq lists its product as uncharacterized. The transcript has 7 exons. Lineage: Eukaryota; Choanoflagellata; Craspedida; Salpingoecidae. Bases 314 to 1489 code for a protein of 391 amino acids. The record is from RefSeq and is a predicted model, not a curated record.
GGUGUCACACUCGCACCAGUCGGUGUUUGGUGUUGCUGCUGUCUGCUGGUUUGCAUUCUCAUCAGCGAGGGGGCUGCCAUUAAUCACUUAGCAAGCGAGUCAGAAUAAAGCUUGGCCGUCGAGGCCAAGAAAUUCUAAACAGGCAAGGACUUGCCUUUUGAACCGAGGCGGGCCUGCUCGUGUUGCGCCACAUCGCGUCGCCUGGCUUGUCAGCCAUUCUUGAGCUGGCAGGUGGUCCCGUCCACCUCGCUCAUCUUGGCGCUACAGCAGCGCACAAUUCUUCUAGUCUUGACUGUAGCGCGUUACCGCUAGCAUGGCGGCUGCCUAUGCGCGGCCCAAGGACUCGGGCAACUUUCUUUCGCACGACAUGUCGCCCGUUGAUCCAGUCACAACAAAGGUGGCCACCGCCAAUCCCAUCUAUGAGCCUUCCACCGGCAGUCCUCGCCGCGAGUUUAAACGCACCAAUCAUGUGGCUAUUGGCAUUGAUGGCUCGGUCGGCAUGAUGGAGCACACAGUCAAAACUGGUCUGACAGAGUCGGUUGCGCUACCCGAGGCCCGCCGCCAACGCCCCGCUGAACAGGUUGAGGUCGCUCAGCGUGCAAACGAGUUCUUUCAAGGGAAACAAUCACAGCCCAUGGUGCGAACAAAUCCCGUGGGUAUCAAUCUGAUGUUUGACAACCCUGACGUUGCGGCGCAACGCAUGGCCGAUCAGAAAGCCCGCGAAAAGCAGUACAGCGAUGCAAACUGGGAGGCCAUUCAGGACCGCCGCCGGGCAGCCCGCGACAAUCGCCGAGAUCCAGUGCCCAAUGAUACAUCAGAUCCCUGGGAACGUGCGCGUCCAAAGGUCGGCCUCAAUGACCGGGUUCCGCGCAAGGCUGCGGCCUCGUCGGGUCUCAUGUUCCAGCAGGCCGACGGCGACUCGUACGUGGCUGCCGCUUUUGGCAAGGCCGGUGCGGGCGCCCCACGACGUCGUCCCGAUGGUCAGCCCGAUCCGAGUCGCCCGGGAAUCUUUGAGAAAAACCAGCCCUUUGAUAGCGGGCCCGCCACCUCCUAUGUGGGCAUGUACAUGGGCAAGCAUCGUAAUGUGUCAGAAGACCCAGCUGCUAAUCGUCGUAAACCCGCUGAGCGCGAUCAACCCGGUGAAUAUUUUGACAAGUUUAUGGGACAAGCCCAACACCGCACGAGCAGCGGUCGUAUUCAAGCCCAGCGCAUCAAGAAGGAUGUUGCCUUUGACACGCAAUCAGGCGCGAAUGAUUUCUUUGGUCCUUCAUUUGGCCAGAAGCCACGGGCUCAGGCACGCAUUGGCAUCAACCAACAGCUACAGCGCGAGUCCAAUCAGCAGCCCGGUACCUUUAUGGAUCGCAUGAAAGCCAUCGAGUCCCAGCACGCUCAACAGAAGCCCCUCUCCGUGCAACGGGACGAAGAAUUUUCUGUCGCCUUUCAGCGAGCGCGUGGGGGAGGCAGGACCAAGCCCACGGGUCCCCAGUAAACAGACUAGGAGUUGAUGCCCACCAGCUUUCGGCUCUUGGUGCACCCUUACGCGGAACCCAUGGCCGACUUGGCAGAAGCAAUCCGAUGGAAAGUCCGAUCUGCAAGCGAGCUGAAUUUGUGGGACGGGCGCAAUGCGCCUUGGCCAUUUGCGGCUUGGAGCGACAUUUUUUUUUUUUUUUUUUACAUGUGAAUGUGGGUUGUCGCCGGCAUGCCAGCCAUUCCUUACGCCAUGUUACUUUUUUAUUUCAUUCUUUGCGCUCCCGGGAGUGAGCCCGCGCUGAUCUGCGCUUCAUGGAGCCGUCCGUUGUUCUUGUUGCGAUACCUGUUUGUUUUAGCUUGUUUUCACGACACAAUUGAUGAUCAUGAAACAUG